This is a messenger RNA of Trichoderma asperellum CBS 433.97, 1731 nucleotides long. RefSeq lists its product as uncharacterized. Lineage: Eukaryota; Fungi; Ascomycota; Sordariomycetes; Hypocreales; Hypocreaceae. Gene Ontology annotation, molecular function: protein binding. The record is from RefSeq and is a predicted model, not a curated record.
AUGGAAGCCAAACUAGCUGCUCUAGAGGAUGAUGGUUACUUCGAUCUUGGGACUUAUCAUCGCCCCAUUACAACGGAAAGCCCCGACGCCCAGCGAUGGUUUAACCGAGGUCUCAUUUGGGCCUAUGGCUUCAAUACACAGGAGGCGUCAAGCUGUUUCGAGAAAGUUACUAUUGCUGAUCCCAGCUGUGCCAUGGGGUAUUGGGGGCUAGCAUAUACCCGCGGCCCCUACUACAACAAAGCGUGGCGGUUGUUUGAUCCCGAGGAUCUCAAGACGUCCCUGGACGCCACUCAUACCGCGUCGCGAAAGGCAUUGGAACUCGUAGGAAAUGCCAGUCCAGUCGAACAGGCUCUCAUCCAUGCGCUCGUUGCCCGAUUCCCGCAACGUACUCCGACAGAUGACUACUCGGUAUGGAAUCGCGCAUAUGCUGAUGCUAUGGGAGUUGCAUACAAGCAAUUCGGCGAUGAUUUGGAUGUCGCCGCCCUCUACAUCGACGCACUGAUGAACCUCACUCCGUGGGCCAUGUGGGAUCCGAACAGCGGCAAGCCAGGCCCCAAUUCUCGUGCUAUCGAGGCUGAAGCAGCCAUUACGCGGGCAUUGAAGCAACCAGGCGCCAACGAGCAUCCAGGCUUGCUUCAUUUACAUAUUCACCUCAUGGAGAUGUCACGCACCCCCGAAGCUGCCGUGCCCUCGGGAAAUCGGCUUCGUGGCCUCGUACCUGACUGCGCCCAUUUAAACCACAUGCCGUCGCAUCUCGACAUUCUUAUUGGGGACUAUCAAGCCUCGAUUACCGCUAACACAGUCGCUGUCAAAGAUGAUCGAAAAUAUGUGGAAUGGGCUGGUGGCAUGAGCAUGUAUGCCCUCUAUCGAGGUCAUAACUAUCACUCUUUAAUAUAUGCUGCCAUGUUAUCUGGGCAGUCGAAAAUCGCCAUCGAGAACUGCAAACACAUGGAAGAUGCACUCCCUGCAGAGCUACUCUCCAUCAAGUCUCCGCCCAUGGCAGACUGGUUAGAAGCCUUUGUCGCUGUCCGACCUCAUGUCCUGAUCAGAUUUGGCCGUUGGGACGACAUCAUCAACCUUGAGCUUCCCACAGAUCAGUCUCUCUACUGUGUCACAACUGCUACAAUCCAAUACGCAAAAGGUGUUGCUUUCGCCGCUACAGGAAAAGUGGACGAGGCGUUGAAGCAGCAAAUACUAUUCAAAGAAGCUGUAGCCCGCGUGCCUCCUUCACGAAUGGAUUUCCCAAACAAAUGCAUCGACAUCCUCGCCGUCGGUGAAGCAAUGCUGGCCGGUGAGAUUGAAUACCGCCGCGGCAAUUACGAGUUGGCAUUUGAGCAUUUGCGUCGCUCCAUCUAUUUAGACGACCAUCUCAACUAUAGCGAGCCAUGGGCUUGGAUGCAGCCAUCCCGACACGCCUUCGCGGCUCUACUGCUGGAGCAAGGCCGCGUAGAAGAAGCUGCCAAGGCGUACGCAGAAGACCUCGGCUUCGACGAGUCUCUGCCGCGUGGCCACCAGCACCCAAAUAACAUCUGGGCGUUGCAUGGCUACCAUGAGUGUUUGACGUUGCUGGGACGAACAGCUGAGGCGAAGAUGCUCGAGUUGCCGCUGAAACUGGCGACGUGUUUAGCCGAUAUCACUGUCCAGUCCUCCUGUUUCUGCCGGACAGUCAACCAAAGCGAAUCUCAAAAUGGCGUGACGGCGUGUAAUAAUAGCAGCGGCUGUUCGUCAUGA